Molecule: messenger RNA, 414 nt
Organism: Phalacrocorax carbo (great cormorant)
Lineage: Eukaryota; Metazoa; Chordata; Aves; Suliformes; Phalacrocoracidae
Source: RefSeq, a predicted model, not a curated record
GGGGCGGUGCCGCGCGUGGGCGGAAGCGCGGCGCCCACGUGGUUCCUGCCGGCCGCCGGCGGUGGUGAGGCGAGGUGGGCUCGGCCGCCAUGGACCCGCUGCGGGCGCAGCAGCUGGCGGCCGAGCUGGAGGUGGACAUGAUGGCCGACAUGUACAACCGGAUGACGCAGGCGUGCCACCGAAAGUGCGUCCCCCCCCACUACAAGGAUGCGGAGCUUUCGAAGGGUGAGAGCGUGUGCCUUGACCGCUGCGUGGCCAAGUACCUGGAGGUCCACGAGAGGAUGGGCAAGAAGCUGACGGAGCUUUCGCUGCAGGAUGAGGAGCUUCUCAAGCGCAUGCAGCAGGGCACCGGCACUGCCUGAGCCUCCCUGGCCCCCACCCCCCUCACCCCAAUAAACUGAAGGCUUUGGGCCA